UUUAUUUUUAGAGAGAGAAAGAGGAGGAGAGAGAGAGACAGAGGGAGGCAAGGGAAUGAUGUCGCAGAGCAGUGGAAGUAGUAACGGCGGAGGCGGUGGUGGUGGUGGACCCGAUUUUCACCUAUCGGACGAAAUCUUAUCUGUAAUACCCACGGAUCCGUAUGACCAGCUGGAUCUGGCUCGGAAGAUUACCUCCAUGGCCAUAGCUUCGAGAGUAUCGAAGCUCGAGACCGAUGUGGGGAGGAUGAAGCAGAAGCUUUACGAGAAGGACAGGAUCAUUUUUGACCUCGAGGAUAAGCUUUCUCGUAUCCAACUCUCCCAAAACGAUGCCGAUUCGCGUUUGAAGGCCGCCCUCGAUGACAAUAUGAAACUCUCUAAGGAACGGGAUUCAUUGGCAGCGACUACGAAGAAACUAAGCCGUGAUUUGGCAAAGUUGGAGACAUUCAAGAGGCAGCUAAUGCAGUCGCUAAAUGAUGAAAAUUCAUCUCCUGUUCAAACUGUUGAUAUUGGGACAUGUGACCAAUCAGUCCCUAAGGCAUACCCUGAUAAUGAUGAAGUGACAAAUGGCUACAAUGGAGUACAUUCCUUGAGUGGCUCUACUGAUAUGAGAUACUCAAGUGAUGAAGCAUCAAGGAAUUCUGGAAACAGGUUUUCCAUGACUGCAUAUAUCUCUCCACGGCUUACUCCAACUGGAACUCCAAAAAUUAUUUCCACAAGUGGGUCUCCUAGAGGAUAUUCUGCUGUUACCUCUCCACAUCGAACCUCUGGCUCCACUUCUCCCACAAAACUGCCGUAUGAUUCACGGUCUUCUUUGUCUGCUUGGUAUCCAUCUAGCCAGCAGUCUUCAGCAGCAAACUCUCCUCCUCGUGGUCGUGCAUUGCCAGGGCGCACUCCACGAAUUGAUGGCAAGGAGUUCUUUCGUCAAGCCAGGAGUCGGCUCUCAUAUGAGCAGUUCAGUGCAUUUCUAGCUAAUAUCAAGGAGCUAAAUGCUCAAAAGCAAACUAGAGAGGAUACCUUAAGAAAAGCAGAGGAGAUAUUUGGCACAGAUAACCAAGACCUUUAUUUAUUAUUUCAAGGAUUGCUUAACCGCAAUAUCCAGUAAAACUUAAAGUAUUUGUCGGUUGGAAGGGUUUGAAAUAAGUGGCAAUAGAGCUCCAGCACAUGGAGAGGGCCUUGAGCACACAAGUCAGUUGUGAAUUGCUGUUUGACAGGUUGUGGAUCAACUCAUUCCCAGCCGCUUUAAAUGGAUGGUUUAUGACUCAUUUCUUUAUGUACUUGGUUUGCAGAAGUUAACUAGUGUCUUCUUCCCUUUCCAAAGCUGGGGUAUGGUUUUGUAGGCCUCGUUAAUAUGUAUCAUUAAAUGCAGGUAUGCUUGUACAUAGUGGCUUUAUUAUUUUGCACUACCUGCCCGGUUGCUCAAAAAGGUUCAAUUGGCAUUUUCUUUCUAAAAAUUUUCAUUCUUGAAUUUGCAUGUACAAAAGAACCAUAUUCAACAUCAGUCAUGUUGUGUCCUUUUCCCUCU
This is a messenger RNA of Humulus lupulus (European hop), 1522 nucleotides long. RefSeq lists its product as uncharacterized. The transcript is spliced from 10 exons. The coding region runs from base 56 to 1102 and encodes 348 amino acids. Lineage: Eukaryota; Viridiplantae; Streptophyta; Magnoliopsida; Rosales; Cannabaceae. The record is from RefSeq and is a predicted model, not a curated record.